Tetrahymena thermophila SB210 is the source of this 2106-nucleotide messenger RNA. Its product is annotated as ubiquitin-conjugating enzyme family protein. The transcript has a single exon. The record is from RefSeq and is a predicted model, not a curated record. Lineage: Eukaryota; Ciliophora; Oligohymenophorea; Hymenostomatida; Tetrahymenidae. Gene Ontology annotation, cellular component: nucleus. Gene Ontology annotation, molecular function: double-stranded DNA binding. Gene Ontology annotation, biological process: reciprocal meiotic recombination.
AUGGUUUAUAAAACUAAUCCAAAAGUACUUUUUGAAUAAUAAAUUGUUUCAAAUCCAUCUAGGCAGAAUCUAAAUCCAGAAAAUUUUUCUUUUGUAAUGGCUCUGUUGGAUUCCAGCUUUAAUCCUAUUACUGAUCCAAGUAUUUUUAGAUUUGUUGGUAACUUUGUUUACAAAGAAAAAACAAUCAACUCUGAUGGAUCUGAAGGUUAGCCAGUUUUCAAAAAUAAAGUGAUGGAAAUUGAGAUUUGUAAUGAAAAUAGCUUUUAGGUUUAGGGAACUCAGAGCUAUUUCUUGAAACUUUAGUAUAAACAAAUGUAUUGCUUUAAGAAUAUAGAGGAUUUCUAUCUUGUAGGUUAGUUUGAAAUGGAUGAAUACUCUGUAAUUCAGAUUAAUGUAGUGGUUUGUGAUGAUUCAGAUCCUAAAAACUCUGUAAAAUGUAUGGAAUAAACACAAAAGAAUCAAAUACUUUCUACUGCAAUUUUGUAACUUUAUUACAUUAAUUAAUUAGUGCAAUUAAGUGAUAAGGAAUAACCUUUUAAACCAGUGGGAUAAACUUAAUUUUGGGAAACUAAUAUUGAUUAUCUUUAAAACAUCAAUUUAGUAUAUGUAAAAACUUAUGUUGAAGAUGACGAUUCUUUAUUUUUAUCAAAUAGUAAUAUACAGAGUCAAUUACUUUUUAGCAAUGAUAGGACUAUGCUCUAAACAAUAGUUAAUUACUCUCUUUACAAAGUAGACAUAUUUUUGCAAAAAAACCAAGAACAGCACUAUUAUAGGUCAUAUACUAAAAUAUCUGAUGCGUUUUCUUAAAUAGGUGGAAUUUUCAACGUGUUUUUUGUAAUAGGUUGCAUUAUUGCUUAACCUUACUCCUAAUUAUAGUUAAAUAGAAAGCUCUUUAAUGCUACUUUUGACAUAAAUAAAAGUAAUAAAGAAAAUUUAUAGGAAGAUUCUAAAUCAAGUGAUAGCAGUAAUUCAAGUGGGAGUGAAGGCAUUCAAUUCCCAUGUAAUGACUAAAUAAAUGAAAUUUAGAAUUUAUAGAAAAAACCUUCUAAUUCAAAUAGAAAAAGCAAAUAAAAAAAUAAAACAAUCUAAAAAUAAUUAAGUGAAUAAAAUUAAUUUAAAUAGAAAAUCAAUAGAAAACUGAAUGAAAAGUUUUCUGUUUUCUAACUAAGCGGUAAUCUUUAAAAAUAAUAAAAAAAGCAAAGUUUCAAAUAAUAUGUCAAAGAAUAAUUCAACAAAAUUUCAGUUAAAACAAGUGAAUUUUUGUAUUAUUAUUUGAACUGUUUUAAAUUAUUCAAAUCAGAUGUUAUUGAAAUGGUGAAUUUUGGUACUUAAUAAAUACUAAGUUACACUGAUGUUUGCUUUGUUGUGAACAAAUUAAUUGAGUUAGAGAAGCUCAAAACAGUUAUUUUAAAUGAGCAAUAAGUUAAACUAUUCGAUUUUAUUCCAAAGCCUAAAAUUGACAUAGAACUAGUCAAAGAAUUCAAAGAAAAAACAAUUUAAAAUAAACAAUAAGAUUAAUCUCCUCCUCUACAGAGUAAAGACAAAAAUUUGAAUAAUACAAAAGAAUAAGAAUUUUAUUCAUCUUUAGGAAAAAAGCAAUUCAACAUUUUAACCAUACAAAAUAGGACUGUUUAUGAAAAAGCUAAGCAAGCUCAAUAAGCUUUUAAUGAAAUCUAUAACAAUUAAAAUUAGUAAUCUGAAAUAGAUUUGAAGCUAAUUUAAAUGCUGGACAGAGAUUUAACUUAAUUAUUUUAAACAAAUACCUUUAAUGAUGAUAACUUAUCAUUGUUGAAGAGUCAAUUUUAUAAUUAGAGAUAAAUUAUCUCACCAUGUUUACUGACUAAUAUAGAAAAAUUUUCUAAUUAAUCAAAUUAAUAGAAUAAUUAGAAGACCAAAAAAUUCACACUAAAUAUAUAAAGCCCAUAAGAAAUGAUUAACUUCUCAGAACAAAGAAAGAACAUUUUAAACGAUUCUUAGACAAGUGAAAAUGGCUUAGGAAUUUAGCUUUAUCAUAAUAGACCAAAGAAUUUAAAAAAUUUUAUAGAAGAAAAGAAUAUGGUACUUUUUGAAAAUAAUAAUAAUAUUAAUAAUAAUAAUGAUUAGUGA